UGUAAUAAUCAUGGCUGACUGGGAAGAAAUAAAGCGACUGGCGGCUGAUUUUCAACGCGCUCAGCUAAGUAGCACAGCUCACAAACUCUCAGAAAGAAACUGCAUCGAAAUAGUUCAGAAACUAAUCGGUUUGGGACUGGUUGAGGUUAUUUACACGACAGAUGGCAAGGAAUAUCUCACCCCACAGCAACUUGAACGGGAGAUAAAAGACGAAUUAUUUGUUCACGGCGGGAGAGUUAAUUUGGUGGACUUACAGCAGAUUAUCGGAGUAGAUCUGACCCAUGUUGAGAAUAAGGUCGCCGAAAUUGUCAAACAUGACAAAAAUUUGAUUGUCAUCCAAGGAGAACUUAUUGACAACAACUACUUAGACCAAGUUGCAGAAGAGAUCAAUGACACUUUACAAGAGUCUGGACAAGUUGUUAUCUCAGAGUUAAGCAAGACAUUUACACUCUCCACUGACUUCCUACUUGAGAUUGUUGAGAACAGAUUAGGGACAAUCAUUCAUGGACAACUUGAUCAAUUGGAGAGAGGUGUCCUGUUUACUGAUGCAUUUGUAGCACGGCAGAUGGCUUGCAUCAGAGGAGUCUUUAGUGCUGUCACAAAGCCCACACCUAUAUCAAGUCUUAUGGCUCAGUAUGGAUUUCAAGAAAAGCUACUUUAUAUGGAUAUAGACCAGUUGUGCUCUGACGGCCGUAUAUCAGGAAGUAUACAAGGGAGACAAGACAAGGCUGUAUUUGUUCCAGAUAUCUACUCCAAGACACAGACUUCUUGGAUAGACGACUUCUUCAAUCAGAAUGGAUAUGUAGAGUAUGAUGCAUUGUCACGUCUUGGGAUUACUGAUGGAAGACAAUUUCUAAAGAGAAGAUUCCAUAAGUUACCAGUGAAAUUUCUGCCCACAUGUUGUGUGGGUGAAUCUUUACAAGGCCAGGUGGAGGCUGCUAUUGAUGAAGCUUUGUCUAGUGGUGAAUGGAUUGACAUACUGCCUCUCCUUCCAUCGCCAUUCACUCCAGGGGAUGCUUCUCAGCUGUUACAGGAUUGUCUUAAGGCUGUUGGUAGAUCGUCAGCUCAUGUGUUCUGUGAGAGCAUUGUGGUCAGUGAAAAGUUCCUUCAAGAUUGUAAAGAUCCCUUCCAACAACUGAUGCAAGACAAAGCCAAAGCGGAUGCAAUUAAAGCUCCUGCAUUGUUCUCAGAGCUUACCAGAAAAGACUUGGCUUCUAUGGGUGCCUCCAAAGGAGGUACUGACAGACGGGACAACAAGAAAGAGGAGAGGCGGAAGAAGGCAGCCUCAGGAGGUAGUAAAGGAGGAGGAGGAGGCGGAGGAGGAGGGGGUGGUGGUAGUGGAGGUGGUGGUGGAGGCAGAGGAGGAAGAGAAAGUAAAACUCAAAAGGUACGUGAUAAGAAAAAGGACCGUGCUAGAGAUGAAGAUGUGGAGGAAGACAUCAGACCUAAACAAAGCUCCUCUGAUAUACCCUUCAUGACAGCUGAAGAGAUAUCAGAAGAAUUACAGAAAAGAUUUCCAAGUUGUCCAGAGGAACUCUUUGAAGAAUUAGCUUCUUACCUGUUUAGACCGCUGACCCAAUGUUACCAAGAGGUGGCUCGGUCGGUCUUCCUUUCCACAGGAGACAAAAAACGUAAAAGUCAUUCAGAGGUGCAAGAAAAAGUCAGUGUGCUGUGGGCAAAUGCAAAACUGUUUGACAAAGGAAUCAAAUUAUUUUCUGAUGAUGUACAAGUGCAGUUGUCCCGCCAUCUUCUGCGAACGGUAUGUACAGAUAUAGUAAACCAGGCAGUGGGUCUGUUAGCUGCUGACCACAUGAUCACAAUCAAUGAUGAAUCAACUCUAACUCCUGAGGAUCGUCUGAAAGUAAUUUCAAAAUUUCCUGACAAAGUAAAAGCUGAGGUAGCCAAGUUGAAUUCUUCAUUAAAUGGAAAGGAAACAGAAGAUUUCUUUAACCAGUUUGAUGUAAUUUGUGGGAGUGGCUACUGCGAGUUUAUGUUGAAGAAGUUGGAUAAGAAAAGAGAAAGGCAGUUGACAGUUGAGCAUCGCUGCGCUCUUCAGGAACAGUUACGUCAAGAAAACGAGCCUGCCAUGGCUCUUCACCUAGCAUCAGCGGUGUUAUUCCAACACCACACUCACUGCAUGGUACAUGCACCAGGUCGGUGCGUGCCUCAGAUAAUAAACUUUCUCAAAGAUAAGUUAACAUCCGAAAACUUCGACAAAUUAAACCACUACAUGACACUAGUUAUAAAGCAACUGUCCGGCAACGAAGAUAAUGCAGUGAAGAAUGGUGAUGAACAUGAAAAAGAGGAAGAACAUGAAGAGAGAACGAUAGGAGCUCAACUGGAAGAAGGACUGGAAGACAUCAAGCGAAUAGCACUGGAGUUAAAAAAAGUCAAAGGCGAAUCUUAAGUUAAGAUUAACAAUUUUUUUUUAAGAGCAAACGAAGCGAUUUUGUUGCGUUACAUCUUGCAAUGUCGUAUCACGCUACCAUCUUUAAGUACACGUACAAAGAGCAGUGUAACUAGCCCUCAAUCUUCAUGGUAAAAUUUGAGAUACAUUUAUUUAUUUAUCUACUUAUGAACUAAGCAAAAUUCUAAAACGACAGUUUAAAUGUUAAAUUUACAUAGCAAUUGUACUUAAAAUUAAGGAAAAAGUAGUCAUAUACGCUCGUAUCAUGACAACUUCUCCAAAGAUUGGAAUCGUGCAACGUUCUGAAAAUUUUUGUGGCGUAUUGUUAGUACCUUCUGCCUAUAAGAUCCACAAACAUUUCAAGUUUCAACGUAGUUUUAUGAUUCUGCGUCGAAUUUUGGUCAUUAUCAUACAAAAGAGAUUAAGAGAAUAAAUUGUUACAUUAUCGGAUCCUAGGUUUAGCUAGAAGAAGGUUUAGAAGUCACGUUGUCAACUGCUGUAAAAAAAAGAAGUUACACUGGACCGUU
Pocillopora damicornis (cauliflower coral) is the source of this 2934-nucleotide messenger RNA. Its product is annotated as E3 UFM1-protein ligase 1 homolog. Gene Ontology annotation, molecular function: UFM1 ligase activity. Gene Ontology annotation, cellular component: endoplasmic reticulum membrane. Gene Ontology annotation, biological process: protein K69-linked ufmylation; regulation of proteasomal ubiquitin-dependent protein catabolic process; response to endoplasmic reticulum stress. The record is from RefSeq and is a predicted model, not a curated record. NCBI's taxonomy places the organism in Eukaryota, Metazoa, Cnidaria, Anthozoa, Scleractinia, Pocilloporidae.